ACCAGACUGCUUGACUGGCACUGGAUGGUCAUUUGAACCUUCGAUCCGUGAAUGUGAAUCUUUGCAUAUUGAUCCGUGAAGGUUCUGUCUUGCUGGUUGCAGGCCUCAAUUCACUGGCUGUUUGGAUAUCACAUUUGGGUUUCUGAUGAUCUGGCUUGGAUCACCCGAUGGAUAAACUGUGAUCUUGUCAUCCUUUCUUCUAUAGUCGUUGUUACAGCCUAUGGCUGCAUAGUUGUCUACUGCAGAGACUCUUCACCCUGAAAACAACUGCACUACAGCAGUGCCAACAAUAUGCAGAAACAAGUGGAGGUCCGGAUGCACGAGAGUGACCUUGAACCUCCAGUUCCUCCACCUGAGCCAGCAUGUGGAGGCCUCUGCGACAAAAUCAUGAAGAACUUGCUUCUGACACUCACAGUUCUUGGUGUGAUCAUAGGUUCAGUAGCUGGUGUUCUUCUGCGAUAUGCAUCUCCGCUCCCUGCUGAUGUCAUCAUGAUCAUUGCCUUUCCUGGUGAUAUUCUCAUGAGAAUGCUGAAAAUGCUGAUUUUGCCUCUAAUCAUCUCCAGUUUAAUCACAGGGCUGGCUGGGUUAGACGCCAAAUCUAGCGGUCGUCUCGGCACAAGAGCCAUGGUGUACUACAUGACUACAACCAUCAUCGCUGCUAUCCUGGGCGUGAUUUUGGUGCUGGCGAUCCACCCUGGCAACCCCAAGCUGAAAGCAAACCUAGGAGAAGGGAAGAAGAAUGAUGAAGUUUCCAGUUUAGAUGCCUUUUUUGAUCUCAUCAGAAACCUCUUUCCAGAGAAUUUGGUGCAGGCUUGCUUCCAGCAGAUCCAGACUGUUUCAAAUAAAGUAGAAGUAGCUCCGCCUCCUCAUCCAAAUCGAUUCGGACGAAAUGCCACGAAGGGUGCAGCUAAAUAUGUCAUCAAGAAAUCUCUUCAGUUCAAGAGCGGCAUGAAUGUGUUAGGUCUUAUUGGCUUCUUUGUGGCGUUUGGAAUCUGCAUGGGAAAAAUGGGCGAGAGGGCCAGGCUGAUGCUGGACUUCUUCAAUGUCCUCAAUGAAAUUGUAAUGAGGCUGGUCGGCAUGAUCAUGUGGUAUUCCCCUGUGGGCAUUGCAUGCCUGAUCUGCGGAAAGAUUAUUUCCAUUAAUGAUCUGGAGAUGGUGGCCCGGCAACUGGGGAUGUACAUGAUCACUGUCAUCGUGGGCCUCAUCAUCCAUGGAGGCAUUUUCCUUCCAUUGAUUUAUUUCAUCAUCGUCCGGAAAAACCCUUUCAAAUUUUUUAUGGGAGUAUUCCAGGCCUGGGUCACUGCCUUAGGAACAGCCUCCAGUGCUGGCACGUUGCCUGUUACCUUUCGUUGCCUGGAGGAAAAUCUAGGCAUUGAUAAGAGAGUAACCCGGUUUGUCCUUCCUGUUGGUGCAACUAUCAACAUGGACGGUACAGCCCUUUAUGAGGCAGUGGCAGCCAUCUUCAUUGCACAGAUGAAUGGAGUUCAGCUUGACCCUGGUCAGAUUAUUACAGUCAGCCUGACAGCCACUCUAGCUAGUGUAGGAGCCGCCAGUAUUCCCAGUGCUGGUUUGGUCACCAUGCUUCUGAUCUUGACUGCUGUGGGACUGCCAACCCAAGACAUCAGUUUACUGGUGGCAGUCGACUGGCUAUUGGAUCGUUUCCGAACAUCUGUCAAUGUUGUUGGAGACUCGUAUGGGGCAGGCAUUGUGUACCACCUUUCCAAAGAUGAGCUGGACAUGUUUGAUGCCCAGCAGAAGGCAGAUGACUUUGAGAUGACGAAGACACAAUCCUUCUAUGAGAAUAACACUAACCAUGGCGUAUAUGUGUCACGCAACUCCUGUCCACAAGUCCUGAUAGAUGACUGCAAGGUAACCUUGGCCCCAAAUGGUUCCCCUGCGGAGUUCUCUCUUGUUGAGGAGGAACCUUGGAUACAAGAGUAACACAGCACACAGAUCCAGCUCCGCCUUAUCCCGAGUCCCGCAAGCUUAUUCAUCCUGGUGAAAACAAACGAACAAAUGCAAACUUUUACACGUACAGUACUAACCAAAGACAUCAAAGAACUAUUUUCUCAUGCACAAGAAUGGACAAUCGCAGUCGUUUCCACAUGGCAGAGAAUGUAGCUUGGAGCCCUUUAUGCGCUCAGUGGCUUAGCCGGGUAAGGGAAGGGCUAACACUUGGGCUACAUUUUGAGCCUUACCUGUGGGUGAAAGCCCUCUCAGAGCGAAAGCACACACGACCUUCCAAUUCCAGGUUGAUAAAAGAGCUUUGUAUGACUAUAAUGGACAGGUGAGCGUAGCAGUGAAUGUGUGCUGUGGUCAGGUGGCCUUGCAUGUUCUUUUAUUUUUUUAUUUCUUGUAAGGGGUUACCGUAAUGGUAAAAGUGGGUUCUAACCAUAGCUCCACACAUUGCUCAUGAUACACUCAGUGGUAAACAUUUAAGGCCUUUGGGUUACAGUUUGUCUCUCUGAAGCCUGCUGCUUUCCAAUAACGCACCAAUUCAAAGAGGUUUCCCAAAGUUCCUUCUAUAGUCCAUCUUGUAGUAAACGCAGUCACUAUAGAUUUCGCAUCCACCAUAGCUGUAGAUCAGCUUGACCAAACUUCAGUGCACCAACCUUCAUUUCUGGUGGGAGGUCAAGGGAAGCGCAGCUUGUUUGCAGGAGCUCCCUUUGACUGGCUUGGCUUAGGUGGAUUAACCCUUGGUGGCAGCACUCAAGAUCAGCCUCUUACCAUAAGAGCUUCCCAACAUGCUUAGAGGCUCUGAAAUGGCGUCAAGUUUUGCUUCCAAGUGCUGGUGCUUAUUUUUAGCUGCUGGCCGACGCAAAUGCCACCUAAGCCAUUAAAUAGUCAGAACAAACAGGCUGACAUUGAGAUGAGUGGUGUGGUCCAUGAGGGCAGCUUUGUGAUUAUUCAGAGGCUCUGGAACAUGGAGCGGAGCAAAACAGAACAAAACAACAUUGAUCACAGUUUGCUUUAUAACACAUAACCACACCAAUAACACGUCAUUGCAGAUGUCAUAUGCCGUUAUAAUGGAUUUCUUUCAGUAAUUUAUCAGUGUCAUGUUACCAUUAGGUAACGGUAGUCUUGACAGAUGUCAUGUUUGAUAUUAUGACAGCUAAGUGAUAGCAUCAUGACCGUUACCAGUACUGAUAACAUAACAGCUAUCUGGUAACACUUUAAGGGUGUCGAUAUAAUACCUUUAUAAUAUCUUACAUAAACGCUUCAUAACAUGUUCAUGAAUGUUCAAAUCAAUAUUCAUAAAGUAUACAUGUUUUACAUGAUAUUAAAAUGGACUACUGGGUCAUUUUACUGAGACACUUCUUUCCAAAUAAAAGUUUCUUAAUUCUGGACAGCCAAAAUAAAAAUGACCUCGCUUUGGUUUGGUCAUUAAGUGCUUUGACACUUACUUAAUGGCACAUUUUGUCCAUAGUUUCAAUUUAUUUCAUUACUUGCUUUUUCUUAAGCAUUUGUUUUUUACAUGCUACUUUACUAUAUGGACAGUAAUUCUUAGUAUGGUGCUAGAGUCAUUGCAUGAAAAAAUUAAAAAGGCCAUAAUAUUAAUCUAUUCCCUGUAGAUGCUGGAUAGCCACAUGAAUAUAAAUAGACUGCUUUCCAUUGCAAUUUAAAGAUCCACAUAACAUACACUUCAGUCAGGUUAACGUCCAUCACUUUUAACCUCUUAUUCUCCAGGGUAAAUUUUGGUUUAUCCAUUUGGCUUUACAUGACCAAAUCUUAAGGCAAAUUAUUUAGUAACUGCAUGAA
Molecule: messenger RNA, 3759 nt
Organism: Pygocentrus nattereri (red-bellied piranha)
Lineage: Eukaryota; Metazoa; Chordata; Actinopteri; Characiformes; Serrasalmidae
Gene: slc1a2a
Product: solute carrier family 1 member 2a
Exons: 11
Coding region: 292-1941 (549 amino acids)
Biological process (GO): L-glutamate transmembrane transport
Cellular component (GO): plasma membrane
Molecular function (GO): glutamate:sodium symporter activity; L-glutamate transmembrane transporter activity; neutral L-amino acid transmembrane transporter activity
Source: RefSeq, a predicted model, not a curated record